UCCGCAUCAAAAUAAAGUAAUAAAAUAACGGCAGCUUCAGAGGGCUGAAGCCUGAAAUCGACGCUGUUAUCUUCAUGGCUUUCACGGAUGACGGCGGCUUUGUUUCGUCGCCGGAUAUGGAAAAGUUCCUCUGUGAAUUAUUACUGGAUUCCACGCAACUGAUUUCUGAGCGCUUCAGGGCUCUCUUCUCUCUCCGCAAUCUCAAAGGCCCUUCCGCUCGUAACGCCCUCAUUCUCGCCACAAGGGAUUCUUCAAAUUUGCUGGCGCAUGAGGCUGCAUUUGCACUGGGUCAAAUGCAAGAUAUGGAGGCCAUCCCAGCUUUAGCAUCAGUUUUAAAUGAUCUUUCUUUGCAUCCCAUUGUUCGCCAUGAGGCCGCUGAAGCUCUUGGUGCUAUCGGUUCGGAUAGUAAUGUUUCUCUGCUGAAGAAUAGUUUGGAUUUAGAUCCAGCUCAGGAGGUUCGAGAAACAUGUGAAUUGGCUCUUCAACGUAUUGAGCAUUUGAAAGAUGCUAGCGGUAGUUAUGAGUUGUCUGAAACUGGUAUAUCACCUUUUAGGUCUGUUGAUCCAGCGGCACCAGCUGCCUCAUGUUCUUCUGUGGAUCAAUUAAGGAAAGUACUUCUUGAUGAAGGAAAAGGAAUGUAUGAACGGUAUGCAGCUCUUUUUGCCCUUCGAAAUGAUGGUGGGAAGGAAGCUGUUACUGCCAUAAUUGAUUCCUUGGGUUCAAAAAGUGCCCUUUUUCGCCAUGAGGUUGCUUAUGUUUUGGGCCAAUUACAAGACAAAGCUGCGUCCGCUGCACUAUCUAAUAUGCUUAAGGAUGGGGAUGAGCAUCCAAUGGUUAGACAUGAAGCUGCCGAAGCUCUUGGUUCAAUUGCAGAUGACGGGAGCGUAGCACUUCUUGAGGAAUUUGUGGCAGAUCCAGAGCCUCUUGUCUCACAAAGCUGUCAAGUUGCUCUGAGUAUGCUGGAAUUUGAACGAUCGGGGAAAUCGUUUGAGUUCCUCUUCAUGCGCACGCCUCUUGUUGAAUAGAUUUAUCAAGUCACAUUUUCUUAUGGUGUCUUUCGUCAUGCCAAUACUUGAAAAAUAAGUUGAUGCACGAGAUGACCAGUGAAAAAAAAAAAAAGGAGAAACAAAAUUUGUAGGAUUUCUGACGGAGGAGUGAUACUUUUUCUCAAGUUAAAAUUUGCAAAUUAUAAUUGUUGAAGAUAGGAAAUGAAUAGUCUUGUAUGAACAUAUAUAAUAUACUAGGGUUUUGACCACUAAACAGUGUUUUUGCUCCUUGAAUGUGGAUCUGUCACUCAUCAGAUUGCGGUUGACAUGUAAUUGAGAUUAUGUGCUCCUUCUAAGGUAUGGUGAUUCUGGGGUUGCAAAGCAGCUCAUGUUGAAAGAAUAUGUCUCUCUUGAGAGUCAUUUUCACUGAGGAGUGAGGACUGAGUUUAUCUUUCAUAUUUGCUAAUAUAUCUCUUCUUUGUUCA
Messenger RNA from Prosopis cineraria, 1471 nucleotides. Its product is annotated as deoxyhypusine hydroxylase. Gene Ontology annotation, biological process: peptidyl-hypusine biosynthetic process. The transcript has 7 exons. Gene Ontology annotation, molecular function: deoxyhypusine monooxygenase activity. The record is from RefSeq and is a predicted model, not a curated record. Bases 75 to 1025 code for a protein of 316 amino acids. Lineage: Eukaryota; Viridiplantae; Streptophyta; Magnoliopsida; Fabales; Fabaceae.